Messenger RNA from Lepus europaeus (European hare), 2622 nucleotides. It is a transcript of the gene ALDH16A1, whose product is annotated as aldehyde dehydrogenase 16 family member A1. The coding region runs from base 144 to 2552 and encodes 802 amino acids. The transcript is spliced from 17 exons. NCBI's taxonomy places the organism in Eukaryota, Metazoa, Chordata, Mammalia, Lagomorpha, Leporidae. The record is from RefSeq and is a predicted model, not a curated record. Gene Ontology annotation, molecular function: oxidoreductase activity, acting on the aldehyde or oxo group of donors, NAD or NADP as acceptor.
GCGCCCUAUUUUCCCGUAGCAUCGCUCCGUUCUCGUCGGGUCCGCCCCUAAGGGCUGGAGAGGGCGGUGCUGCCCUUCGGACCUCGAGGUUCCCGGGGGCGGAGUGCCCCGCGGUCCUCCGUGCCAAGCGGUCCGGGCGGGCGAUGGCCGCCACGCGCGGAAGACCCCGCGCCUGCGACAUCUUCACCACCAUGGAGUACGGCCCUGCGCCGGAGAGCCACGCAUGCGCACUGGCCUGGCUGGACACGCAGGACCGGCACUUGGGCCACUAUGUAGAUGGGAAGUGGUUAAAGCCAGAACACAGGAGUUCCGUGCCCUGCCAGGAUCCAGUGACAGGAGAGAACCUGGCCACUUGCCUGCUGGCACAGGCUGAGGAUGUGUGUGUGGCCGCGGAGGCCGCCAGGACCUCCCUGGAGAGCUGGAGCAAACUUCCUGGAGCCGCCCGGGCCCAGCACCUGAGCAGGCUGGCCAAGAUGCUCCAGAAGCACCAGCGGCUGCUGUGGACCCUGGAAUCCCUGGUGACCGGGAGGGCGGUGCGAGAGGUUCGGGACGGGGAUGUGUCGCUGGCCCAGCAGCUGCUGCAGUACCACGCGGUCCAGGCACACACCCAGGAGGAGGCACUGGCAGGCUGGGAGCCCAUGGGAGUGAUCGGCCUCAUCCUGCCGCCCACCUUCUCCUUCCUCGAGUUGAUGUGGAGGGUUUGCCCUGCCCUGGCUGUGGGCUGCACCGUGGUGGCCCUCGUGCCCCCAGCCUGCCCCACGCCCCUCCUCCUGGCCCAGCUGGCGGGGGAGCUGGGCUCCUUCCCGGGCAUCCUCCACGUGCUCAGCGGCCCCGCCUCCCUGGGGCCCGUGCUGGCCGCGCAGCCUGCAGUCCAGAAGGUGGCCUUCUGCGGAGCUGUCGAGGAAGGACGUGCCCUUCGCCGGACGCUGGCGGGCGAGGGGGUCGCGCUGGGGCUGGCGCUGGGCGUGGAGUCGCUGCUGCUGGUGACGGACGCGGCCGACGUGGACGCGGCCGUGGAGGGCGUCGUGGACGCGGCCUGGUCCGACCGCAGCCCGGGCGGCCUCCGGCUGCUCAUCCAGGAGUCGGUGUGGGCUGAAGCCCUGAGGCGGCUGCAGGCACGCAUGGGGCGGCUGAGGAGCGGCCGAGGGCUGGACGGGGCCGUGGACAUGGGGGCCCGAGGGGCUGCCGCACGCGACCUAGCCCAGCGCUACGUGCGCGAGGCCGAGAGCCUGGGUGCACAGGUGUUCCAGGCCGGCGAUGUGCCGUCGGACGGCCCGUUCUACCCCCCAACCUUGGUUUCUGGCCUACCCCCUGCUGCCCCAUGUGCCCAGGCCGAGGUCCCAUGGCCGCUGGUCGUGGCCUCCCCUUUCCGCACAGCCAAGGAGGCCCUGGCCAUGGCCAACGCGACCCCCCGAGGAGGUAGCGGCAGCGUGUGGAGCGAGAGGCUGGGGCAGGCGCUGGACCUGGGCCACGGGCUCCAGGUGGGCACCGUCUGGAUCAACAGCCAUGGCCUCAGAGACCCUGGCGUGCCCGCGGGCGGCUGCAAGGCGAGCGGGUCUUCCUGGCAUGGCGGCCCGGAUGGCCUGUAUGAGUACCUGCGGCCCCCGGGGACCCCCGCCCGGCUGCCCACCCCCUCUGAGAACCUGAACUAUGACACCUUCGGCCUCACCGUGCCCUCAACCCUGCCAGCGGGGCCAGAAACGGGGCCCAGCCCAGCACCCCCCUAUGGGCUCUUCGUGGGGGGCCGUUUCCAGGCUCCUGGGGCCCGGAGCUCUAGGCCCAUCCAGGGCGCAGACGGCAGCCUCCAGGGCUACGUGGCUGAGGGCGGGGCCAAGGACAUCCGCGGUGCCGUGGAGGCCGCUCACCAGGCUGCCCCCGGCUGGGUGGGCCGGUCGCCAGGGGCGCGGGCAGCCAUGCUGUGGGCCCUGGCGGCUGCGCUGGAGCGCCGGGCGCCCACCCUGACGUCCAGGCUGGAAAGGCACGGAGUGGGGCUGAAGGCGGCUAAAGCAGAGGUGGAGCUGAGCGCGCGGCGACUCCGGACCUGGGGGGCCCGGGCCCAGGCCCAGGGUCACAGCUUGCAGGUGGCCGGGCUGAGAGGCCCAGUGCUCCGGCUGCGGGAGCCCCUGGGCGUGCUGGCCAUCGUGUGCCCGGAAGAGUGGCCCCUGCUUGCCUUCGUGUCCCUGCUGGCCCCCGCCCUGGCCCAUGGCAACGCCGUGGUCGUGGUGCCCAGCGGGGCCUGUCCCCUGUUGGCCCUGGAGCUCUGUCAGGAUAUGGCCACCCUGCUGCCCGCGGGCCUUGUGAACGUGGUGAUGGGGGACCGGGACCACCUGACGCGCUGCCUGGCCCUGCACCAAGACAUCCAGGCCCUGUGGUAUUUCGGAUCUGCCCAGGGCUCCCGCUUCGUCGAGUGGGCCUCCGCAGAAAACCUCAAGGCCGUGUGGGCAAACGCGGGCCACCCACGGGCCUGGGACCAGGAGGCCGAGGGCGCGGGCCCGGAGCUGGGGCUGCGGGCCGCGCGGACCAAGGCCCUGUGGCUGCCCGCGGGGGACUGACGCCUGCGACCGAGCGGCUGGACGCCUGGGACUGCUGUGACCCCCGAGGCCACGAAUAAAUGUCUGCCCG